This is a messenger RNA of Cyclopterus lumpus (lumpfish), 4371 nucleotides long. It is a transcript of the gene slc2a1b, whose product is annotated as solute carrier family 2 member 1b. The record is from RefSeq and is a predicted model, not a curated record. The coding region runs from base 470 to 1945 and encodes 491 amino acids. NCBI's taxonomy places the organism in Eukaryota, Metazoa, Chordata, Actinopteri, Perciformes, Cyclopteridae. Gene Ontology annotation, cellular component: apical plasma membrane; basolateral plasma membrane. The transcript is spliced from 10 exons. Gene Ontology annotation, molecular function: hexose transmembrane transporter activity. Gene Ontology annotation, biological process: monosaccharide transmembrane transport; response to insulin.
CGGCUCGCGUCUCCAUAGAGCUGGACGAGGCGACAGAAGAGCCUUGUACACGUCCACGAGGCAACUAAAGUGUUGCCGUGACGACGCGAGAGAGAGGGAGGGAGAGAGACAGAUAGAGAGGGAGAGAGAUAGAGAGGGAGAGGAAAGAGAGAGAGAGAGAAGCAACUCAAGCUGCCCGGGACUUUCAUAGAAGAAGAAAAAAAACGCCACACAAAAGACUCGAAGCAUUUCUCUUUCUUUUUUUUUUUUUAAAAAAAAAAGAAGAAAACAAAGAACAACCGAGAAGUUUGACGUUAUUUCUACGGAGCAAAAAAAACAACAACAACAACAACAAACCGAUAUGAUGACUGACUUCUAAGCGAAAAGCCACCGGGAGACCCUCGGAGGGACCUUCUUCUUCCUCUCACCCAACAAAAAAAAAGACACAAAGACACAAAGAGUGCAAGAAGAGCGUUUGGCCCGCGCAGCCAUGGACUCGGGGAAGCAAAUAACGUUCACGCUGAUGUUGAGUGUCGGAGCGGCCGUGAUUGGCUCCCUGCAGUUCGGCUACAACACCGGAGUCAUCAAUGCCCCUCAAAAGGUCAUUGAGAAGUACAUCAAUGAGACGUGGUUUGAGCGAUACGAGGAGCCCAUCAGCAAAGGCUCCCUCACCGCCAUCUGGUCCGUCUCCGUCGCCAUCUUCUCUGUUGGGGGCAUCUUCGGCUCCUUCUCCGUCGGCCUCUUUGUCAACCGCUUUGGAAGGAGGAACUCGAUGCUCAUGGCCAACAUCCUGGCCUUCAUCGCAGCCAUCCUGAUGGGCUUCUCGAAGAUGGCGAGCUCCUGGGAAAUGCUGAUCGCUGGUCGUUUUGUGGUGGGCCUCUACUCCGGCCUCUCCACAGGCUUCGUGCCCAUAUAUGUGGGGGAGGUUUCCCCAACGGCCCUCCGCGGAGCCCUGGGCACCUUCCACCAGCUGGGCAUUGUCGUCGGCAUCCUCAUUGCACAGGUGUUUGGAAUGGAGGCCAUCAUGGGCAACGACGACUUGUGGCCGCUCCUUCUGGGCUUCACCUUCCUCCCCGCGGUGAUACAGUGCAUCCUGCUGCCUCUCUGCCCCAAGAGCCCCCGUUUCCUGCUCAUCAACAAGAACGAAGAGAACAAGGCCAAGGCCGUGUUGAAGAAGCUCAGAGGCACCACGGACGUGAGCUCCGACAUGCAGGAGAUGAAGGAGGAGAGCCGGCAGAUGAUGAGGGAGAAGACGGUGACCAUCCUGGAGCUUUUCCGCUCGCCACUCUACCGCCAGCCCCUCCUGAUCGCCGUCGUCCUGCAGCUCUCCCAGCAGCUGUCUGGCAUCAACGCUGUAUUCUACUACUCCACUCGUAUCUUUGAGAAAGCCGGAGUUGAGCAGCCCGUCUAUGCCACCAUUGGAGCCGGUGUCGUGAACACUGCGUUCACUGUGGUGUCGCUGUUUGUUGUCGAGCGUGCGGGACGCCGCUCUCUGCACCUGCUGGGGCUGCUGGGAAUGGCCGGAUCUGCCGUCUUGAUGACGAUUGCCUUGGCUCUGUUGGACCAGCUCAAAUGGAUGUCGUAUUUGAGCAUCGUGGCCAUCUUCUCCUUCGUGGCAUUCUUUGAGAUGGGACCGGGUCCCAUCCCCUGGUUCAUCGUGGCCGAGUUGUUCUCGCAGGGACCCAGACCCUCUGCCUUCGCUGUGGCUGGUUUCUCCAACUGGACUGCUAACUUCAUAGUGGGAAUGGGCUUCCAGUAUGUGGAGGAGCUGUGCGGCCCCUACGUCUUCAUCAUCUUCACCGUGCUGCUGCUCCUGUUCUUCGUCUUCACCUUCUUCAAAGUGCCGGAGACCAAGGGUCGGACGUUCGACGAGAUCUCGGCCGGCUUCCGCCGGUCGGCCGGCGGCAGAGCGGAAAAGCACUCGCCGGAGGAGCUCAACAGCCUGGGAGCCGAUUCUCAGCUCUGAGUGACUCUUAACUUCUAACGAGCUCUUCCUCAGACCGAGGAGGUCUACCAACUAGAAGUAGACACAGCCAUUGGUAGAGUAGUUUUCACACUGUCACCACAUUUCGGGCAUUCUUACCAAAACGAACAGCCCCGUGUGAUUCUCCUACAUGACGUCCUCUGCUGCCCCCCUCAGGUCACACAAACUCAAUGGGCACUAUGUCGCCCGGUGUGGAGAGGGGGAGUCGAGGAUAGACGGGGAAGUUUUUAAAAAAAAUAUUUUAAAGAUAUUUUAAAGGAAAAUCAAUCAAACUCCCUUUUUUUAAAUUUUUUUUUAAAAAUAUUUUUUAUUUUCACUGAACAUAUAUAUAUAUAUAACUGAUAUGUGCUUAUGCUCUGUUCUUUGUAGCCUGUUACCAUACAGUCAGUUUGUCACUAUCUGGUUCAAGCGCCACCGCUGCUGUAGUUCACUGUGCGAAACACGUGUUCAACCAUACUGUAAAGCUGUAUCACUGUAGACGGCAGCGCUGGAGAUGCUGCACAGCUCGGCGCCGUCUCUCCCCACCAGAUGGGGCACUGCCCUAAAGAAAAGAAGAAAAAAGGUCCCAAUGCGCCACCGAUGUGAAAUAACUUAUUUGUACCUUUUUUUUUUUAAGUUACUGAGUACACAAACUGUGAUCAGUGCACUGCUGUGAGGAUUUAAACCUCCCUAAUGAAAUUAGCCGCUCCGCACAUUAUACGGUGUUGUUACUUAUUUUACUCUUGCUGGACAAUAUUUUACUUAGUGAAAAUGUUUUUAGAUUUAUGUCCACGAAGACAGUGAGAUAUCAAGAAAUUAUUCCACCAUUUAUGUAUUUUUACUCUCUUUUUUAGCAGUACAAUUGAUGAAAGGAAUAUUGACACAUCUGCACAGACCGGAGUAGGAUGAAUAAAUCAUCCAUUUUACCGUAACAAGAGAUAAGUACGCAGUCACAAUCGGCAGCCACAAAAACCAAAACAUAAAUCCGUCUCACAGAAAACGAACAUUUGUGAGAUGAUGUUCCCCUCUGAAACAAUAGAGCCUCCUCAGCCUUUACAGCCUCCUCAGCCUUCACAGCCUUCACAGCCUUCACAGCCUUCACAGCCUUCACAGCCUUUACAUCCCAGAGGAGCGGUUUAAGGUCAGGUCGGCCUGAUCCAGACUGAAAGCUUCUGUCGACGGAUGAUCUUCACUUUAACUAUUUCUGAGCCGACAUUACCUGUAGAGCGACCCGAAGUCGCUCGAGAGACGGGGUCUUUUUCACUCAAUGCUGGAGGCAGACAGGAAAACAACAACAACAACAACAACAACAAAGACAUAACGGGGGACCAAAGGGAAUGUCGGCCUUUUUGGAUGGUUUUCAAUAUCCUGAAAGUGCUCGUCCGUCUUGGGUCAAACCCCCGUCGUUCCUUAAUGUGUCCCAAAGGAGGUGGACGCACAUCGCUCUGCUGAAGGCUCGUUUUUUUUUUAUAUCUUUUUUUUUUGGAGGAACGUUAUCAUUUUUUUUUUUUUUUUUUUUUUUUUUUUUUACAGCACUUUAUUUCUCAGAUAUUUUCUUUGUCGUUUUUCUUUUUCUUUUUUUUUUUUUACUCCCAGUGUGGAACCGUUGUUGCUGAAAGAGAAGAGGCUACUUGAUGCUUUGGAAAUGGAAAUGUGUGAAACGGUGUCAUUUGUUCAUAUCUAUUACGGUCUUGCAAAUUGAAUCUAAUGAGGACUUUGCUCCAAAUUUAACUCAGUAGUCCAGAAUCCAUUUGAAUCAUUCCAUAUUUGGUUUGUUAAUUAUUGUACAUAGCAUAUCCUUAUUUUUGUCAUUUGACGGGUCGCCUCACCCUCCCCUGGAAACCACUGUAACAUCCACUUUUUGUGCCUUGUGUCAUAUCCUCACCAGCAAAAAUCAUAAAAUGGCACCAAAUGAUGUCCUUCCCAACGCAGACGGAUGUCUGUUGCAAAUAUCAAAACUAUAUUUUAUGUACAUUUCUGCUCGGGCAUUUUAAUUGUAGUCUUUGAAAUCUCCCGAUUGGGACACACAACACGAUGUAAAUAUGAAACACACUACAGCCUCACCCACUCCAAAUUUAUAAAAUAUUUAACUUUAAGAAACAUUUUUCAUAUAGAUAAAUUAAUGAUUAGUAAUGUAGUGCUUUUAGCAUCCAUACUUACUACUGUUCACUUUUGAUUUUAUACCUGAAGUCAUGUUGUGGCCUAAAUAACAGCAUAUUCAUUUUAAUUCAGAUUUUAUAUAGACGAGUUCAGUAUAAUCUUUUCAUUUUAGUGCACAGAGUAUUCUAAAGUUUGUAAUAAUAAAAAAACAUCUGCGUGUAUGGUUUUUGGAUAUUGGAAAUAUGAAUUGAGAUGGAGGAUGUCCUGAACGGGUUUUACAGUCUUGUGUAAGUGGUUUAAAGCUAAAUAAAAGAAGUCAUGCAUUCAGA